GCCCUCCCUUCAUCGUGUCCCCCCCUGAGAACAUCACAGUGAACAUCUCGCAGGACGCCUUCUUCACUUGCCAGGCGGAGGCCUACCCUCGCAACCUGACCUACACCUGGUUCUGGGAGGAGGACAACGUCUUCUUCAAGAAUGACCUGAAGCGCAGAGUCAGUAUUCUCAUUGACGGUUCCCUCAUCAUUGCCCAAGUCAAGCCUGAGGAUUCUGGGAAAUAUACCUGUGCUCCUAGCAACAGCCUGGGCCGACCACCAACUGCCUCUGCCUUCCUAACAGUGCAAU
Notothenia coriiceps (black rockcod) is the source of this 288-nucleotide messenger RNA. RefSeq names its product protein turtle homolog B-like. The record is from RefSeq and is a predicted model, not a curated record. The annotation marks the transcript as partial. Gene Ontology annotation, biological process: cell-cell adhesion. Lineage: Eukaryota; Metazoa; Chordata; Actinopteri; Perciformes; Nototheniidae. The transcript has 2 exons.